GGACCAUUCACUGCUCAGUACAACAAGGAGCCCAAGUCUGUGACUGUCCUUGAGAGCCUUAAACUCUGUGGAACAUCUGUGGCGAGACCUGAAAGUGUCACUUCACAGACACUCCCAUGCAGACGGAUGGAGCCUGACAGGAUCUGACAGGAAGAUGGGAUGAACUGUCAGAAUCCAGGUGGAGGCGCUUGUAUUGACUUACAGGGAAACAGGAGGAAGGACUGAGCUCAUGGGUCUAAUAAAUAACAGACAUCCAUUAUGGGAAAUGUGUAUGUUUUGACUCGGUUUUGGAGUCAAGUGAAAACCUCGUCUGUCUGUCUGUUAAAUUUGAUUAAAUCCGCAUCUUCUUGCUUUUAUGGCUCCCAGAAACAUACUGGCAACGUAUGGGAAACGCUCUGCGUGUGUUCUGUACGCAGAUGAUUUACAGCAACAAUAACACAUUGACUCCAUCUUGCUUAUCGUCAUGGUGAAAUCUGAUUAUGGUGGGAUCGGAGCAGACGGGCCCACGGGAUCCAUCCGCGCACAAAGACCGGCCCUCAGCUGAUAUUUCAGUCUUUUUUAUGAAAGAGCCGGAUGUGACAGGGAGCAGAGGAACGGGGGGAUGCCUCCAGACGUCAAGCUCUCUGCCAAAUCAUCGGGGUGAUGUGCUCCUCAUAGGUGGUUUAGGAUAAUUGGGCCGUGGCCAUUAGUGAAGUGAACCAGUGCUGCCAAAAACGCUCCAUAACUCAGAGAGAAGACGCGAGUGUGUUAAAAUGAGGAGCAGGUUGGACGUGAGAUUGCACAGUGUGAUGAAUCCAGUCCAGGGAUUGUGUUUGAAUAAUUGCGCUGUCGGCUGCGUUUGUUCCUCCACCCGAGAUGUUAAACAUUCCCCUCACUCUCGCUAAAGGAGCAGAUCUCAGACCUUAACGUAAUUUAGGUAAAAAGCUAUUAGCCAGACGUUUAAUGAAAUGCUCUUUUCUUCUAGUUCUCAAUCCAACAGAUUUGUACCUAAGAGUGAGAUCCGACUCAGAGUCAAACACCGAAACCAGAUGCACAAAGACACUGAUCCAAAACCUAAACAUCCCAAAACAAAACAGAGCCACACAGUCCGAAGUCUGGAAACUCAGAGCCUGAGCAGUGCAGAGCAUUUCUCUUCAGGGGAAACACCAGCGCCGGCUGUACAGAGACCUGAUGACGGACUACAACCCGCUGGAGAGGCCCGUCUUCAACGACUCUCAAAGCCUCACUGUUCACUUCGGCUUCAGCCUCAUGCAGAUAAUGGAUGUGGACGAGAAGAACCAAGUUCUGACAUCAAACAUUUGGCUCCAACUGUACUGGACGGAUCAUUACCUCCAGUGGAACACCUCGGCGUACCCCGGCGUGAGCAAUGUGAGGUUCCCCGACCACCUCAUCUGGAAGCCAGAUAUCCUGCUGUAUAACAGCGCAGACGAGCGGUUCGAUGCUACGUUCCACACCAACAUACUGGUCAACUCCUCAGGCUCCUGCUCCUACUUACCCCCAGGGAUCUUUAAGAGCACCUGCUACAUCGAUGUGCGGUGGUUCCCCUUUGACGUGCAGAGGUGUGACCUGAAGUUCGGCUCCUGGACAUACGGGGGCUGGUCUCUGGACCUGAAGAUGCUGCAGGCAGAUGUCACAGGCUACAUAGCCAAUGGAGAGUGGGACCUCGUUGAGGUUCCAGGACGAAGGAGUGAGCGUUUCUACGACUGCUGUGAGGAGCCCUACCCAGAUGUGACCUUCACUGUGGUGAUGCGGAGGCGGACGCUCUACUACGGCCUCAACCUGCUCAUCCCAUGCGUUCUGAUCUCCACUCUGGCUCUGCUCGUCUUCCUGCUGCCCGCAGACUCUGGGGAGAAGAUCUCACUGGGCAUUACCGUCCUGCUCUCCCUGACUGUCUUCAUGCUGCUAGUUGCAGAGAUUAUGCCCGCCACAUCCGACUCGGUGCCUUUAAUAGCUGAGUACUUUGCUACCACCAUGGUUAUUGUUGGCCUCUCAGUGAUUGCUACAGUUCUGGUUUUGCAAUAUCACCAUCAUGACCCCGAUGGAGGCAAGAUGCCGAAGUGGACCCGCGUGAUCCUGCUGAACUGGUGCGCCUGGUUCCUGCGCAUGAAGCGUCCGGGUGAGGAGCGAGUGCGCUCAGCCUGUCACAACAAGGCUCCACGCAGCAGCCUCACCAGCAUGGACCUCAAUGCCAGCGCCUCAGCCUCCCAGUCCACCAACGGCAACAUGCUCUACGUCGGCAUUCGUGGUCUGGAGAGCCUUCACUACUCCCCGGCCGCCAUCUCACCCGACUCUGGCGUCCUCUGUGGACGGCUGGUCGGCCGCGGCGAAGAUGAGAUGCUUCUCCCCACCGGUCAGAGCUCCACCGUGGGCAGCGUGGAACCGGAGCUGGCCAAGAUCCUGGACGAGGUGCGCUAUAUCGCCAAACGUUUCCGUGACCAAGAUGAGGACGAGUCUGUGUGCAAUGAGUGGAAGUUUGCUGCGUCCGUCAUUGACAGGCUCUGCCUCAUGGCUUUCUCGCUCUUCACUAUACUCUGCACUAUUGGGAUCCUCAUGUCUGCACCCAACUUUGUAGAGGCUAUUUCCAAAGAUUUUUUCACUUGAGAGAUUAUCAGGAUACUGGGCUUCAACAAAAUAACAGCGUCUAAAUUUGAUCUCCUUAUACUGAAACUACUAAGCUUUAUUUAAAUGGUGCAUUUUGUUCAAAAACAUUAGCUGUGGUUUGUUAUGUAAGGUAACUGGGUAUUACUGUUCAUUACAAAACGUGAGCACUACACAAUCUUGUAUUAAAACAUAUUAAUUGUAUCAUAUAAACUAUUAGAUAUCCAAGCUAGAGUAUUGUGGUAAAUUAUCUUUAUAUGAAUACAAAUCUUUGUUGAUUAUUGGAUCAGUACUCUUCAGAAUGUUCCUAUUGAGUCCUAUUGUUUCUUGUUUUUUUCCACUGUUACAUAACAUUUGAUGGUCAUAUAAUUAUUGUGUGCUGAAAAUAAAGAGCUUUAGUUUAUGACUUAAUUUCUUUAUGUCUACGGAACAACUGUACUGUGAUAUUUUGUAUUUGGAAAUGAUACAAACAUAGUUUUUGGUUUUCUUUAUUUAUUACCAAAUAAAAGGUCCUUGUGGUGAACUGGCAA
This is a messenger RNA of Betta splendens (Siamese fighting fish), 3128 nucleotides long. It is a transcript of the gene chrna7a, whose product is annotated as cholinergic receptor, nicotinic, alpha 7a (neuronal). The record is from RefSeq and is a predicted model, not a curated record. Gene Ontology annotation, cellular component: postsynaptic membrane; synapse; neuron projection. Gene Ontology annotation, molecular function: transmembrane signaling receptor activity; acetylcholine-gated monoatomic cation-selective channel activity. Lineage: Eukaryota; Metazoa; Chordata; Actinopteri; Anabantiformes; Osphronemidae. Bases 1171 to 2601 code for a protein of 476 amino acids. Gene Ontology annotation, biological process: signal transduction; monoatomic ion transmembrane transport; chemical synaptic transmission. The transcript has 10 exons.